Messenger RNA from Lontra canadensis (Northern American river otter), 3025 nucleotides. It is a transcript of the gene MAP7D3, whose product is annotated as MAP7 domain containing 3. Lineage: Eukaryota; Metazoa; Chordata; Mammalia; Carnivora; Mustelidae. The record is from RefSeq and is a predicted model, not a curated record. Gene Ontology annotation, biological process: microtubule cytoskeleton organization. Gene Ontology annotation, cellular component: microtubule cytoskeleton. Bases 63 to 2915 code for a protein of 950 amino acids. The transcript has 21 exons.
GCCGGAGCCUGCGCACUGGACCCCCAGCGCCGCCAGCGGUUUCAGACGCGGCGGCUCGGAAGAUGGCGGAGCGCGCCGGCGGCGGCACCUCCCUGAGGGGGAUGCGCGAACGCAUGGUUGCGGCUGCUCACGCCAUAGCUGAAGAAAGACGGAAUCAAAGUAGUUUCAGCACUCAUCCAUCUCAAUCUGCAAAUAUAAGAUCAGCUUUCAAACCAGUAAUCGAUGGAUCCGUGCUUAAAAAUGAUGUGAAGCAGAGGUUGGCAAAGGAGCGAAGAGAGGAGACCAAAAGACAACAAGAAGCUACUAAGGAAACACAACUGCUUGAAAAAGAAAGAAAAUCACGGAUCCAAUAUGAAAAACAGAUGGAGGAGAAACAACGGAAACUGAAAGAACAAAAAGAGAAGGAUGAGCAGCGGAGAAUAUCUGCAGAAGAAAAAAGGAAACAAAAAUUACAGGAAGAAAGGGAGAGAUUCAAGGCUGUUCUCUGUCGGACAUUGGAACGGAGCAACCGUGUUGAUCAUCGUCAAAAAAGAUGGUCAUGGGAAGGCUCUACAGCUGUGAACCCAGAAACCAAAACCGCCAGUAAACGUUCUGUAUCGACUGAGAAACUUGAACAAGAGACAUCUGGUUUACAGAAACAAAUGUCUGUGUCAUCUGCAGGUCUUCAGAGUUCUGUUGCCAAGAAAAAAAUAGAAAAGAAGAGAAGCUCAUCCUUGACGAGAAGAUCUAACAAAUUGCAGGCACCUUCAGAAACUGUACAAGUAGAAGAAAAACCAACUGCUCGUCAGUCAUAUACCAGUCUUCGGGAGAAUAAUUUAAUCACUCGCCUGCUUGUCCCUACCAAAGCGUCAAUAGCCAGGAGCAAAAGUGCUGCUUCCUUGUCAGUUCCUGGCAAAGAUACUUCAGGUACCCACAAUGCCUUAAUCCAGUAUGUAAACAUGCCCUUGCGGAGCCACAGCAGUGAUGAACUGAAGAAUACCAUGGCGCUUCGCAAGGCAGCAGCGGCAGGGCCUCCCCAGGAGAAGGUGGAAGCACCCCCUGAUGUAAGCGUGGAGGCGGCCCCUCACGUGAAGGUGGAAGCAACCCCCGAGGCGACCGUGGAAGCGGCCCCCGAGGCGACCUUGGAAGCGGCCCCCGAGGCGACCGUGGAAGUGGCCCCCGAGGCGACCGUGGAAGUGGCCCCUGAAGGGAACGCAGAAGCCAUCCCCAAGGUGAGCGUGGAAGGGCCCCCUGAAGGGAGCGUGGAAGCACUAUGUGAAGCAGGUGUGGAAGCACUCCCUGAGAGCAUGGAAACAUCACCAGAAGUGAGUGUGGACGUGUCCCCCGAGGUGAGCGUGGAUCCGUCCCCCGAGGUGAGCCUAGACUCAUCCCCUGAUGUGAGCAUGGAAGUGUCAUCUGAGGCCAGUGUGGAAGCGUCUCCCAAGGCUAGUGUGGGAGUGUCACCUGAGGCCAGUGUGGACACAUCGCCUGGGGCUAGUGUGAAAGCACUCCCCAAAGACAUUGUGGAAGCGUCCUCCAAGGCAUCCCCCAAGGUGGGCACGGAAGCAUCUUCCAAGGUGAAAGUGAAAGACUCUCCACAGAAAUCAGAAAUGGACAAACAGGCUUCAAACCCUGCUACCAAGAAGCGCCCACCAUCACAUAUACCGUGUUACAAAUGGCCGUCAUCUCCUGCAAGUGGGUGGCGUCCACCUUCUCCCAUCAGUAUUAACAGGCAAAUGCAAAAGAAUCGCCCGUCAUCACCAUCACCUGUCAUGUCAAAACAGUCCCAGUCUGCUCUUUCCUAUAAAGUAAUCCCUGUUCAGCGUAGCCUGUUGGCACAAAAUGCAUUGGGUAGUCUUGGAAAGAAAAGAGAAGGAGUGCCUAAAGCUGCUAGCAGCGCUGAGGCUGUGAGCCCAAAGCAGAUGGUCUGUGAGGAGUCUAGUAAUAAAAGCACACCAGGGACUAUGAAUGCCAAGGAGGCAACAAAAAUUUUGGCAGAGAAACGACGGCUUGCUCGUGAACAAAGAGAGAGAGAAGAAAGAAUACAAAAGGAAAGGGAGCAGAGCAAACCGAAGGACGCAGCAGAGAAAGCAGCGGAAGUCCAACGAGAAUUCUCGAGACUGGAAGAUGGGCAACAACAGAAGGAAAUGAAGAAAGGAUCACCAGAUCCAGAAGACCAGAAAGUGUUACUACAGAAAGGGGACGCCAAAAUAAAAGCUCAGGAGGAGGCUGACAAACGCAAGAAGGAACAGGAGAGAAUUAUGUUACAGAAUUUGCAGGAGAGAUUAGAGAGAAAAAAGAGAAUUGAGGAGAUUAUGAAGCGGACAAGAAAGACAGAUUCGAAUACCGCAAAGGUUGCAGAACCAUUUGUUGAUAACACAUACGAGGAGGACGAGGCGGACGAUGAGGAGGAGUCAGAAAGUGAUGACAAUUCGUUUGAUGACCUGCGUCCAUCAGCCUUUAUAAAUGGCAUGGAUUCAUCCACAAAACUCAAAACACAUUUUAAAAACAUGAAGAAGAACACUCCCAAGCUGGUGUUUUUAGACGCCACUUCUGGCCAAGUCCGUAGAGAGACAAAAACAUUUUUUAAUGGCGACAUGAAAAACUUCAGACCAAAAAGUGCGAAAGACCCUUUGGCUCAGGCAAAGGGUACCAGAUCGUCCACCAAAAGAAUGACUAGCCAUGCAGCCAAUACCAGAAAGGCAAGUGAAACCUGUAACACCGUGGGACCUUCCAAGAGUUUAGACCCAGAGGCACAGGAGUGGAUCUGUGACAAAAUUACUGACAUCAGAAAUGAGGCAGAGUCCCUUAUGUCCAGUACCCCUCCUGAUAGCCGAAAAUACCAUCUGAAAGGUUCCAUGACAUUCCACCAGAGUCCCCCGUUGCCUUUAGACGACAAGAAAAUCAGUUCUGUUCCUGCUCCAUCGGAUAUGUAAACUUCGCGCAGCCCAGAAGAGAAUUCACCCUCCACUCUGGAUCUCAUCUUCCAGACCCCCUAAUCUUUCAGCCUCUGACUUGAACCUCGCCAUUAAAAUGACCAUCAGAA